GCCGAGUUCGGAAGCUUUCGGUUCUCUUAAAUCUAUUCGUUUGUUGGUUGAUUUCUUAGCUUCAGUUUUGCCUCUGGCCUCCGGUGAGGAGUAUUUGGCUUUGAGCGGAUUCAAAUUUUUCGCAUGCUGCCGACGGGUGUAACGACCAUUUGAUUCAGCUUGGUUCCUCUAAUUUGAGGAUUUCUGCUCCUUCGCUCGGAACGCUGAACAGGAUUAAAAAGCAUUAGUGAUCCUGUAAAGAGAUAGUGAUCGGAUGUUCAAUCGUAUAUUAGACGCACCUUGAAUGCUGCAGGUGGUUUGUGGAAAGAAUUGUUUCAGGAAAACUUGUAUUACAUCAAUCUACAGUUGAAUAGUUGUGAUGCGAAAGAACACCAAAGUGUAAACCCGAAAUAAUAUUGAAUAAAAAUGUAACUGCAAUACUGCUCCCUUUAUUGUUUCUAAAAUCUUCUAAACAAAAUCCACGGAUAACAUUUAUAUUCGAAGCUAAUCUCCUUCUAUGUGGUGUUUAAUCAGUGAAAGUACAACCGAUUUUCGCGCCAGAACCUCCCCUCCAAACGAUAAUGCUGUGAAUCUGAUGAAUACAUAAUUACGUGGCGAAUUGUUACGAUGAUGCUUCCAGAAAAUUGCCAACUCGAAGAUUAUAAUGCAAAUGUGAGUCGAGAAGCGAGCUAUCCCAAAUGAUAAUUUUCCGCUCGAUUGCUUCCAGUGAAAAAAGUGGGCAAAUGUCAGCAAAAUCCCGUACAUAACUACAACUAUAAUAGCUGGUACUGAAACGAAACGAGAAUAAGAACGAGAACGAGAGUUCUCCAGCAGAAUCCUUGAACAAACAACCACAAGAAGAAGCAACAAGAGGAUUGGUAAUGCUCCCGAGGAGGAUUGGACAGGAUUUGAUUCGGUUGCAUUAGAGCCGGUGUACGCGCUACUUGUGCUAUUUAUCGUCUCGUGCUGGUGGAGCACAACAAACAACAAGUGAAACGUUGAAUUGUGAGUACGCUCGCAAUCUUGCAUGUGCAAUUAUCGUUAUUUUUUCUUCUCUGCUCCGGAAAUAAAAAAAAAAGAACAAACCCACAACACAACUUUCCAGUUCCGUUCCGUUUGCCACGAAGAACCAGAAGCAACAGCAACAGAAUCAUCAGGAUUAAGGACGUCUGAGGACACUUCCGGAGGCUGACAAGCGAGCAGUCAUUUGUGGAUAUAUUUUGACAUUAGAUGAGAAAUAUACCGAGGAGCAUCGUGAUGAAGCUUUCGGAGAGCAAAUCGGACACCUCGAUUAUCACCAAUCUGUACAAAUCGAUCAACAACAACUACCGGAGGCUGUCGAAUACCAGUAGCCUGCUGCAUCGGAUACCGGAUAUGGACAUCUCGUUCAUGAACAUAGCGGACGAGUACGAUAUCGAGAAGACGAUAGCGGAGGGUUGUUACGCGAAGAUCUACCUUGCUCACCACCGACCAACCGGGACCAGCGUUGUGCUCAAAGCAAUACACACGGAACUGACCAGCUUGAAGGAGUUCAUCAAGGAGUUCCACUACAAUUAUCAGCUCAGCCAUCAUCCGAAUAUUUUAAGCUGCUAUCAGGUUAAGUUUCAGACGAACGAAUACUAUGUUUUUGCUCAGGAGCACGCUCCGUUUGGGGAUUUGGCGGCAAAUGUUGGAGCUAAUGGGUUGCCGGAGUCCAGCUGUAAGAAAAUUGCCGAACAACUUAGCUCAGCACUAGGGUUUAUGCACUUGAAAGGAUUGGUUCAUAGGGAUCUGAAACUGGAGAAUAUUUUGGUUUUUACUCCGGAUUUUUCCCGGGUGAAGCUGUGUGACUUCGGGGCAACCACUAGGGAAGGACUGCUAGUUAGUAAGAACAACAAUACCUGGAUCGCAUUCCUACCGCCCGAAGUAUUAGAGGUCGUGAAAAACGAACGGUUUAUCUGCAAAGCAUCGUCUGACUCGUGGCAGUUCGGGAUAGUGUUGUAUGUCUGUUUGAUCGGGUCUACGCCUUGGAAAUCGGCUGAUUGGGUUCGAGAUCCGAAGUAUGCCGGGUUCAUGAAAUACCAGAAGCGUGAGACGACGAAGAUACCGGACAAUUUUCGAAGGUUCACUCCCCGGUUGUUGCGAGCAUUCCGAAGGAUAUUCGAUCACACCGAAGAGGAUCGAGCCAAAGUGAGCGACAUCAUGAAGUAUAUGAAGAACAAAUGGAUGGAUAAUAAAAUUCCUAUCUCCAAAUCAACCUCAAACAUCCCAAGCAAUAUUCAGCAGCAGGCAUCUUCGGACCAAGAUUCGGUAAAGUACAUCAACCAUCGGGAAAGUCGGAACUCGUUCGAUGGCCGACUUCGAGCACGGCGAAUGACCAGUUUCGGUGGCAUCACACCGGAACCGGCUCCCAUAACUGGGUUGGACCCGGAAUCGACUCGGAACAAGGUCUGGGAAUGGCUGGAAUCGAAUGACCUUAGCAGGCACGACAGCACCGAUGACGUUGUGGAUUUCUCUUUCUGGAACAAAAGCGAAAGCAAAUCGUAUCGGUUUACGAAACGGGAAUCGAUAAUCGCCUCAUCCUCGGCGACCACCACCAUGACCUUGACCACGACCACCAGGGAAACUAGCAGUGCCAGUAGUGGGCAGCGCUAUAAAUAGGCUUAACCAAAUUAGGCGGUAAAGAGGUAAACAUCC
Uranotaenia lowii is the source of this 2655-nucleotide messenger RNA. Its product is annotated as serine/threonine-protein kinase meng-po-like. The coding region runs from base 1210 to 2619 and encodes 469 amino acids. Gene Ontology annotation, molecular function: protein serine/threonine kinase activity; ATP binding. The record is from RefSeq and is a predicted model, not a curated record. The transcript is spliced from 2 exons. NCBI's taxonomy places the organism in Eukaryota, Metazoa, Arthropoda, Insecta, Diptera, Culicidae. Gene Ontology annotation, biological process: peptidyl-serine phosphorylation; peptidyl-threonine phosphorylation.